CUGCAGGCGACGCUGGCGCUGCAUGAAGUCGAACACACCUAUUGGUAGACUUUUCCUUUCGGAUUGUCAUGACGCGCAGUCAGUGUCUGACUUGGGUGGUAAGGGCUUUACCUCACUGAUUCAAACCACAAAGAAUCAUGGAGGAUGACUGCAAACCUUUACUGGGCUCUGUCCGAACAGGAGAAAGCUACACUCACAGAGGGUCUACGGAUUCACUUGAUUCAAGAGCUAAAAGGCCGUUCCAUGUGGAGCCCAGGAAUAUAGUUGAGAAUACCCCCCAGGAGAGAGUGACUUCUGAGGCCUCUGUCCUGAGCAGCCGAGUUCACUACUACAGCAAGCUUACUGCAUCCUCUGACAGAUUACUGAGUCCUCCAGACCACGUGAUCCCUGCACCACAAGAGAUCUACGUGUACAGCCCACUGGGAACAGCCUUCAAAGUAUCCAAAGGAGGGGAUGUAUCGUCCAAAAAUCCUAGUAUCGUCACUAUUUUUGCCAUAUGGAAUACAAUGAUGGGGACAUCUAUACUCAGCAUACCAUGGGGCAUUAAGCAGGCAGGGUUCACUUUGGGGAUCCUCAUCCUCAUCUCCAUGGGCCUGCUGACCCUGUACUGUUGUUACAGAGUGCUCAAGGCACCUCAAUCAAUACCAUACAUUGACACCUCUGACUGGGAGUUUCCUGACGUGUGUAAAUACUAUUUUGGGAAGUUUGGCCAGUGGUCCAGUCUGGUGUUCUCCAUGGUAUCACUCAUAGGUGCCAUGGUGGUCUACUGGGUCCUCAUGUCAAACUUCCUCUUCAACACUGGCAAAUUCAUCCACAACUAUGCUAACAAUGUCAGCAUGUCAGAUUCAGAUUUUGGGACCAAUGGCUCAGAAAGAGUGAUCUGCCCAUUCCCAAACUCCAUCCCGGGAGGAAACUCCAGCAGCUUCAACAUGAAUUAUCUGAGUGCCAGCAACUCGUCAGACACAGCCCUAUUUGAUCGCUAUUGGAGCAAAACCAACACCGUUCCUUUCUACCUCAUUGUCUUGCUGCUGCCGCUGCUCAACUUCCGUUCUGCAUCCUUUUUUGCCAGGUUCACUUUCCUAGGAACCAUAUCUGUUAUCUACUUGAUCUGCCUGGUCACGUGGAAAGCCUUCCAUCUUGGCAUCCACUUGGAGUUCCACUGGUUGGAUUCAACACAGUUCUAUGUUCCAGAGUUCAGGCUGCUGUUCCCUCAGCUUACUGGUGUACUGACGCUGGCUUUCUUCAUCCACAACUGCAUCAUCACACUCAUGAAAAGCAACAAGCACCAGGAAAAUAAUGUGCGAGACUUAUCUGUGGCUUAUCUAUUAGUGGGACUGACAUAUCUGUAUGUGGGAGUGUUGAUCUUUGCAGUCUUCCCCUCACCACCAUUGUCUAAAGACUGCAUUGAACCGAACUUUCUAGAUAACUUCCCUAGCUGUGAUGUGCUGGUGUUCGUAGCUCGCACCUGCCUGCUGUUUCAGAUGACCACAGUCUACCCUCUGCUUGGUUACCUGGUGCGUGUUCAGAUGAUGGGACAGUUCUUUGGCAAGCACUACCCCAGUUUCUUCCACGUCCUCACACUAAACAUAUUUAUUGUUGGAGCUGGAGUCCUCAUGGCUAAGUUUUACCCAAACAUUGGUUCCAUUAUAAGGUAUUCGGGGGCUACAUGCGGUCUGGCCCUGGUGUUUGUUUGCCCCGCCAUGGUCCACAUGAUCUCUCUAAAGCGUAGGGGUGAUCUCCACUGGCCCUCUGCCAUCUUCCACAGCUUCCUCAUCCUCCUGGGUGUGGCCAAUGUUUUGGGACAGUUCUUCAUGUAACUUAUUUCUCUGGGUGCUCACAGAAAUGCCAGGCCAGUGUUCCACCUUGAACAUUUUAGGUGUUGCACAAAAAAAAUUAACAAACAUAGGGGCAACACUGCUGCUGUGAGUUUAAGUGACAUUGUAGUUAUUGUCACACUAUGGAUGGACUGUAUUUAUGAGUGAUCUUACAAUCUGCAAAACACACUGGGAAAUUAUUACAAAUGUCUUUGUCUUCUAAAUACUUAUUGAUUUCCUCUGUCUUUGCACUUUCAUUAUCUUCAUACUGAUCUGUACUUUAAUCUUGCAACAAAGUCACACUUAAAGUCAAUGACAUUAGUCUAGAUAUUUUGGCUAACCUUUGUCCAAACAUAUUUACAGCCAAUACAAAUGUUCCCAAAACCUUGAGCAGGAUUUUUUAUUUAUCUGCGAUUGGUUAAAACUGCAAGUUUGCACAGCUAUGCUCAGGUGUAGGCUUGAUAUAGAGAUGAUAUGGAGAGGUUCUUGACCAUAUUUGAUUCUCGAUUUGAGAGAACUAUAGCAAAGUCACUCUUUUAUACAUUGAAACUCUCAAUCCCAAAACCAUUUAGUUUCACUUAUUUAGAUUUGACUUUAGCUUCUCACCCUGCUGCAUCUCUGGGUUUUGUAGUUGCUUGCACUCAUGACCAAGCAUCAUGCCACUGUUAGGAUUCCUGUGUAAUCACAUAAACAUCACUGACUGGAGGUUACUGGGGGUUCUAGAAAACUCCUACAAUUUUUUUCUCCCCAUUUCAAGCUAAAUAUAGACAAGGUGAAUCAUGUGUCAAGUGUACAUUCUCUUACGGAUAAAUAAUUCCAAAAUAAAUAUGUGAUGCAUACUUACA
Messenger RNA from Hypomesus transpacificus, 2659 nucleotides. It is a transcript of the gene slc38a9, whose product is annotated as solute carrier family 38 member 9. The transcript has 15 exons. Gene Ontology annotation, molecular function: amino acid transmembrane transporter activity. Gene Ontology annotation, biological process: amino acid transmembrane transport. The record is from RefSeq and is a predicted model, not a curated record. The coding region runs from base 138 to 1817 and encodes 559 amino acids. NCBI's taxonomy places the organism in Eukaryota, Metazoa, Chordata, Actinopteri, Osmeriformes, Osmeridae.